Salpingoeca rosetta is the source of this 1573-nucleotide messenger RNA. RefSeq lists its product as uncharacterized. The transcript is spliced from 5 exons. Lineage: Eukaryota; Choanoflagellata; Craspedida; Salpingoecidae. Bases 176 to 1513 code for a protein of 445 amino acids. The record is from RefSeq and is a predicted model, not a curated record.
GCGCUGUUGUGGGUGAUUUGUGCGUGAUUGAUUGAUUGCGUGAGAACCAACGACCAUUGCCCAAACGCACAAACCACGCAGCAGUCCUUCCUCGCUUGCUCGCUUCGGGUGUGUUGUUGUUGUUGUGUUGUUGUGUUGUUGUGGGAGCAGCAAAUACCUGCUACCGACCUGCACGAUGGGGGUGCCGUGCGAAGACAGCGGCUGUGGCGAGGAGCAGCAUCACCAAGGGCAGCAGCAUCACCCAGGACAGUGGCGUCACCAAGAGCAGCAAGAAGAAGAGCACUUGCGCCCGCCGCUGUGCUUCAGCAUGGCUGCUGUGAUUGUGGAUGAUAUCAUCAUCUGCAGGGAGCCAGGUGUGACGCGGUCACCGUCGGGGAUGCCGCCAGACAGGGUUCAGCACGCCAGCCACACCAAUGACAUGUUCACACAAGCCCUCGGGGGCGGCAAUACCUUCGCCUGCAACGGCAUGGCCAUCAUGUGCGACCACCUACAGCUCCCGCAAACCGCGGCCAUGGUGGCGCGUGUUGGCCGCGACAUAUUGACCGACGUGGACUUUCUCAACCGUAUGCGCGAGCUGCACAUCGAUACAGCUGGCGUCACCAUCCUCGAUAUACCGAAUCCUCGAGGCCGUCUCGUGUCGUACAUGGAUGGGACACGCAACUUUGCCAUGAUGGACACUGCAACCUAUCGUGACCGCUUUCGGCCAACAGUCGCAGAUGUUCCCGACCACUAUAUUGGUGCGAGUGGCGUACAUCUGCUGGCGGCGCCCCAGCGAGCAGCAGACAUUGUCACAAACCUUAGACGUCGCGGCUUUCGUGGACUCGCAUUGCUUGAGCCAUCACCGCGGGUGAGCGCAGGUGAUCUGCCUGCCAUGCGUGCUCUCUCGCCCUCCUUCCACGUGUACUCCCCCAACGUGCACGAAGCACGGCGCCUCCUGUCCGCCCCACCCGAUAUGCCCGCAGUCGCCGUCACACGGCAGCUGCUGGGCGAGCUCGCGUGCCCUGUUGUUGUCGUGCGCUGUGGUGAGGACGGGUGCAUUGUUGCUGCACGCACGUGGGCAGCCUCCAUCCCGACAGUCGAUACAGCACGCUUCGUCAACGACACGGGGUGCGGCAACACGUUCUGUGGCACGUUCCUCGCUGCGCUGUGCCAGCCGUGCUGUGACAGUCGUGAUGGUGCUGGUGAUGACGACGACGAUGACAAUGCUCUAGAUGAUGGUGCUGUACUUGGUCAGCGCAAUGGUGAUGAUGGUGGUGUUGAAGGCGCCGCAAGACAGCAGCAGCAACGACAAGCAGGAGGACAGGGUGUGGGCAGCGGUGAUGUUGAGCCCGAGCAGGUUGCGUCGUGGGUGCAUGGGGUCCUGCAUGAUCGAGACAGGUUGCUGUUUGCGGCGCUACACGGCACUGUAGCCGCCAGCUUCACGCUUGAGUCGGAAGGUCUGCCUGGGACCGUCGAUCGUGACGAACACACGGCUCGCUUCACACGCCUCUCCACACGCGUUACCCCUCUCUAGCAAGGCCAGCAGUCAUCAUCUGCCUGUCAACAUAGAGCCAGAAUAAACAAAGCCAGCCAG